AUGCUGUCUCUCAAGACCCUUCUUAACCCAGCCUCUCCCCGGCGAGAGACUGCCCCCUCCUUUCAUCCCAUUCCUGCAUCUUCCUCUCUCAUCUUCUCUGCCAACACGAGUGCCUCCACCUUAGCGAUGGACCGACCGAUUAUGCCUCCUAACCGGAACAGCACGGGGCGAGCCAACUUGGCCAAGUCGAAGAUCCGUGCCCCCAUCAACUACCCCCCAUUCGAGAACCUCGAUGAUGGUUCUGUCAUGGAGAUCAAAAGGUUUGGGAUCCAAACCUUUGGGUCCAUCCAACAAUCUUGCUCGCACAUCCCCUACAACAGCGGCAAGAAGGGCUUCUUCGAGAAGACGGGGCGAGAGAGCUUCGAAGUGUUUCGAUACGAGUUCACGCUCCCUGGACCUGGACAAACUAUUGAAUACACCGUCAUGUGGGACUACAAUGUUGGGCUUGUCCGCAUGACCCCCUUCUUCAAGUGCUGUCGAUAUGGAAAAACCGUUCCAGCCAAGAUGUUGGGUCUCAACCCAGGCCUCAAAGAAAUCUCGCACAGCAUUACUGGAGGCUCGAUCGCCGCUCAAGGCUAUUGGAUGCCAUAUUCCUGUGCCAAAGCAGUGUGCGCGACAUUCUGCUAUCCCAUUGCUGGGGCGCUGAUCCCCCUUUUUGGGGCAUCCUUUCCUUCUGAGUGCUUCCACCCCGACUCUCCAGACUUCGGCCGUAUGACUAUCGACCCGCAACUGGUCAAUAGGGCUACCCAUGAGGCUGAGUUUUCUCGUCAGCAGCACAUGAACAAUAUCACUUCAGGCUUCAGUGGUGCUACUAGCUUCCCUCGAACCGUCCGCCCAGCCACCCUCAGUCCUUUUGAUCAGGACGAAGGCAGGUUCCAACUCAGACCUCGCCUUACCUGUGACUCUUCAUGGAUGCCGGAAGAUACGGAGAGCCACUACCAUUCGGUACCUAACUCUGCGUCGAGCAUAGGAUCUGGGCUUCAGGGGUACACGUUACCAUCGCGCCCCAGCUCGAGUUGGACUUCUGCCAACCAUCCCAGCCCACAGUACGACUUGUACCCUGAUCCCAGCCCCUACCUCAGUGCUGUGCCAAGCAUCCCGUCGCUCCAGCCUCGCAACACAUCCUCGCCACCUGGAUGGAGUCCUAAACGACGACUGGACUACGAGGAUUCAGAACACGGCUACAGAGCCAGCGCGAGCCCGAUCAUGGGCAACAUGGGCAACACAAGCCAUGUAAACUUCACAAGCAACACGGCCAAUACGAACAAUAUGAGACUCAGUUCUAUUCUAGCGACUGGAUCCCCCGAGCCGACUUUAACACGAGAGAGAACAAGACCUGUGGAUGAAAGAGCUGAGGAUGCGGCUGCGGUGCUAUUGCUCCUGGGCGGUAGGGAACAAAGCCGCGGGUCCUAUACCGCGGCUGGCCCCCCUCCUGUCGCCCCAACCGGGUUGAUAUCGUCUGGGCCAUGGCUCGACGAUGAGCAUCCGAGAAAGAGGCAGCGGACAAACUCGUUUUAG
This is a messenger RNA of Ilyonectria robusta, 1518 nucleotides long. RefSeq lists its product as uncharacterized. The record is from RefSeq and is a predicted model, not a curated record. Gene Ontology annotation, cellular component: SBF transcription complex; MBF transcription complex. The transcript is spliced from 4 exons. The coding region runs from base 1 to 1518 and encodes 505 amino acids. Gene Ontology annotation, molecular function: DNA binding; transcription regulator activity. Lineage: Eukaryota; Fungi; Ascomycota; Sordariomycetes; Hypocreales; Nectriaceae.